GAUUGAGAGCAUCGUGAGUGGCCACAGUGCAUACGCGUGCAGAUACAACAACGGCCGGAUGGAUUGCGUGCACCAGACGACGACUGGUGGUGGCAGCGGAGAGCAGGAGGGAGCACAGCAGCAGACGACAGUGGAUGCGGAAGAUGCUGGAACGCCCAACGAGCUGCAAUCGGGAGGGUGUAAUGCCACGUCGAUCGCCGCCGCCGAUGUGUCCCAGCGGGAAAAGCUAACGGUCUGGGAUCGGUACGUCGUGCACGGCAUGAUUGACAAGGGCACGUUUAGCACGGUCUCGCUGGCGACGCUGCGCAGCGAGCAGCAUCUGCCGGUCGGCGCCCGGCGCCAGUUCGCGAUCAAGCUGAUCACGCCGACGAGCCACCCGACUCGGAUCGCGCGCGAGAUCCUGUGCAUGCGGAAGAUCGGUGGCCAGCGGAACGUGGUCGGGCUGGUCGAUGGCUUCCGGCACCAGGGUUCGGUCGGGCUCGUGAUGAACUACAUUCCGCAGGAACCGUUCCACCAGUACUACGCGCAGCUGACCCCGGCCGAGGUGCAGCGCUACCUGCGGCAGCUGCUGAUCGCGCUCGAGCGUGUCCACCUGCACGGCGUGAUCCAUCGGGACGUGAAGCCGAGCAAUUUUCUGCACAGCCCGCGCCACGGCGGCACCUACGUGCUGGUGGACUUUGGGCUCGCGCAGGAAACGGACCAGGGCGUGCUGUCGCUGCGCGCGCCCGAUCCCUGCCCCGAGACUGCUGCUCCUGCCAAGUGCGAGCAGGAGAAGCCGAAGCAGACCGGCCCGGUCGUCCCGGUGCGGAAAGCGCUCAAGCGUCCGCUCAAACUCUCGAAUAGCACUACGAACGAUCUCGGCGGCGUACCAUCGCGGCCCAACAGCUCCGGUGGUCGCACCACCGACGCCAGCCGCCCACCGCCGCCGUCCGCGUGCAGCUGUUACGGCCGGGCGCAGGUGUGCAACCGGUGCCUGGUGCGGCCGGAGAUGAAUGCGCCGCGGGCCGGUACGCCCGGCUACCGGCCGCCGGAGGUGCUGCUGAAGUAUCCGCACCAGACGACCGCCGUCGACAUCUGGGCGGCGGGCGUCAUCUUUCUCGGGCUGCUGAGCAAGCUCUACCCGUUCUUCGGCAACGUCGACGAUCUGACCUCGCUCGCGCACAUGAUCGAGGUGUUCGGGUACGAGCGGAUGCGGGAAACGGCCCGCGCCCUCGACCGCACGCUGCACUGCGAUGCGGUAACGAUGGCCAAACGGCCGUACAGCUUGCGUCGCCUGUGUCAGAACUUCCGCGCGAUCCACUAUGGGCGCGAGCUGGGCUCCGGUGCGGGCGGCGGCGAUGCGGGUGGAGUAGCCGUAGCUGGCGGCUCUAGUCCGCCGUCCGGGCGGGACGAGGAGCAGCGGUACGGUUGCGAUAACUGUUGCAAACCGCCCGACACCUGCCUGUGCCAGAGGCGCCGCGCCGUUGGUGCCAGUGCUGGCGACGACGAGGCGGAACCGGUCGGCGACACGGAUUGCGAUGAGUACGGGCCCGAUGCGUACGAGCUGCUCGAACGGCUGCUCGAAACGAACCCGCACCGCCGCAUUAGCGCGACCGAGGCGCUGCAGCAUCCCUACUUUCAGGUGCAGUACUGAAAACGCACUAUCAUCACACACUGCCGUGCGUCACCGCUGCCACACCGUACGUUACACCACGCACGCAGUCGCCGGAAGUGCGAGAUUGUGCAAAUGUGUAACGCAAGACUAACGAGCUCCUAGCCCCCAAGCAAGACCAGGCGGUAGGGUCAAUUAUGAAGCCAGUAUAUAGAUAGGAAAUGAAGACAGGAAAAAAAAAGAAAAAAAGAGAUUUUUCGCGAGCGCGCGCUUGAUCGAGUGGAGUGCAGAUGGAUGGAGACAGAAAAGGAGAGAGAAUGUGAGAGAGAUUAUCAUUGCAUAGUACAUUAUACUUGUUUAAGUUACCACCGAAUAGAUAACGACACGUGCUCUUGCUGCCCCUGAUCGCGUUCUCACGCGCGUGUUGUGCAUUGUAAGAUCGUGUAAGAGCGCGCACACCGCCACCGCCAAUUGCCGUGCACGCUACACUACUUAGCAAAUGUUACGUUCAAGAAGCUAUACCAAGAAUGUGCCCCAUAGAGCGAGACAGAGAGAGAGAGAGAGAAUGUGUGAGAAAAUCCCGUACAACUACGACCUUGUCAACGAUUGCCAGUAUACAACCAACACCCGUCCGCGCACGUGCAAUAGAGAGAGAGAGAUAGAGGGAAGGAAAGUGCAAGCUAGGAAGGGAAGCUAACAUUCCUUUUCGUCCUAAAAUCAUCCCGCUCCUAUAGCGGGGACGACGAUACACUGUUUACCAAAAGCGAGAAAAGACUAGCGGCUAGCUGAAAGAAUCCAAACCGAACGGUCGUUACAAUAUCGAAACAAGCGAACAAACAAACAAACAAACAAUCCAUCAAGAUCAUACAAAACCCUCCAGAGUAGCAAAUUGGCGGCACCCAACCAGUUAAGGUAGUAGCAAACGUUCUGUCCAGCAGACAAACCAGCAAAAGGAGGUUGUGAGUUUGGGCCGACCGGCUGAGCUCGAAUCAGGCCACAUUUCCUUGCACUUUUAAGCAGCGGAAGCAAAUACGAAGACCUCCACACACACAAACACACACAAGGACUACACACUACCAAACGCACGGUAUGGUAGGGCUAUUGAUUGUGUCAACCACACCGCCCCUUUCGUGCCAUAUCGAUAGGGAUGCGCGUUCCUUCGCCCGGUGUUGAUGGUUUUGGCGUUUGUUUGUGAGCUCUCUCGCCGGAGCCGGGACGGAUAGGAAUUUCUAUUUGUGCGUGUGUGAAAGUGUGUGUGUGUGUGUGUGCUGCACUGAAAUUACCGUGACAAAGAACGACUAGCACACAAUAGCAGCAGCAGCAGCAGCAGCAGGCACAGGCACAUUGUUUGUUGAAUUUUGUUUUUUUUUUUCAUUAUUAAUUUAUAUUAACGUACCUUUUUUUGUCAUUGGUUUUAUUAUAAGGCAAGUUUGUUUAGGAAACAAUAUGAUCUAGUUUUGCGCAAACGAGUGCGGACGCGCGCGCGCGCACGCCCCCUCGCGCACACUCACGCCAACCUUCCCCGUGAAGCUUAUUAUUUAUUUCUUCUUUUUAAUCUAUUUUUCGGAAACAAAGGGAGCAGGGGCACGCUAUUAAUUGUGCUUACGACGGUUCCCUCACGCUCAGCGCGUUUUUGUGCUUGUUGUGUGGUACAGCAGUACAGUGUGGUGGUAUCAAUUCGGGGAGUGUAUAUAGUGUGUAUGUAUGAACCUGCGCGUAAAGUCGUCGCCACACCCCACCGUCACCCGCGUCGGACCGCUAGUCGGUGGAAGAGAUUUUGUGCUGAAGCCGUAAUUUUUAAUCUAUUUAUUAAAUUAUUUUUCACCAAACAAACGGUAGGAAGUCUGUUUGAACAGGGAGCAUUUUUGUGUGUGUGUGUACGUGUAAAAGUCGGUGUAUGAAUGUUUAGGGGAGGGCAUGUUUAAGGAAUCAUAGAGAGAGAGAGAGCGAUUAGGGGAUAAACGUUGCGUUUGGUUCCGUUUGUUCCGAGUUUUAAUCCGUUGCUUUUUAGCGUUUGUUGUUCGCGACCUGGUCAUCAUUGGUGUCAUCAUCAUACGAUACGUUCAAUGAUGCGUUUAAGUAAACCAAAUCGGUGUGGCAUGCUGUAUAUGCAACUCCCAACCCAACCAACCAGCUGGAGAGCUAGAGCCGAAACACUCAGCAGCAUUAUAGUUGUAACAUAAAGGGAAGAGAGAGAGAGAGAGAGAGAGAGAGAGAGAGAGAGAGAGAGAGAGAGAGAGAGAGAGAGAGAGAGAGCGAAAGAGAACAUUGAGAGGGCAACAGGGAAACUGAUCGGUGUCGCCGCUUGGUAUAUGGCAUGGCCAGUAGCAGCAGAGCAGGGAAGCCCGGCAGGCAGCGCGCUUGCAAACACCAAAAUGCGCCACCAUCGUGUACGCGCACGAGAACUGCAAUAACAACAACAGCAAACAACAAAAAUAUAGAAAAGAAGUACAACAUUAAACCAAUGGAGGGACAAUUAAGUAGAUCAAAGCAAAAAAAAAAAAAAACAAAACAAAAAACAAAGCGUUUGCACGCAAACCAGCAACAACAAAAAAACAAAAAAAGAAACAACACUCAUAAUCAGUGUUUUUGUUAGCCAAUGGGGAAACCUGGGGAGGGGAAAGAGAAUCGCGCAUCAUCAUCAUUUAUCAUCAUCUAACUGUAGAAUUGUAGUGUCUGUAUGUAUGUAUAUCUAUCAUCAUACCACCUAUGUAUGUAUAUUUGUAUAUGUUGUAUCGUUGGGCCACGGCGCGACGGCAUUAUUGGUUGUGUUCAGGGCCCCAAAUUCAGAAACGAUAUGUUCAUACAAGAGAGGGCACCAAACGAAGAAAGAGAGAGAGAGAGAGAGAGAGAAGGAGAGAGAUGCGCCAGUUGAUAGUGAAUUGUAUUGUUUCAUUACUUGUUUUUUGUUGAAUUCUAUUGCACUUGCAAACGAUCGCCACUACUCUCGCAUCUUUAUCGUAUUUCGAAUGCAUUAUCCUCAUCCCCUUCCCCUUCUCGCCCUAUUCCACUCCGUAAGCAAAAAUAAAACAAGUGCUGAUAUGAAAAAACACAUGAUUUCCUCGCUAUCAUCGUCCGUUCACCCCAGUGUUUUGUGUGCGUGUGUGUUAGUAGCGUUGUAGUAAAGUAUUUUUUGUUUCCUUUUCGUGAAAUUAAACACAAUAUCCCGUCAGCUAGAGAGCGAGAGAUAGAGAUGAUCUCAUCGGUUGUGGUUUAAAGCCGCGCGCCUGCUGGUGGUGGUUGCAUCCAGCACUCGGAAGCGGUAAUGCAUUGCGCACUUGUAACAAUGAAAACUGGCAAAGCUCGUUUUUGGUAAUAGGCCUGGGAAAUACGGAAUAACAAUCGGCAAAUUCUGUAGGGAGAAGGAAACAGAUCGAACGAACGAGGUGUAAGGAUAAAACGGUGGUGCACUUGUAUAAUGGUGGUGUGCGUUUUUGGGGGGGGUCCACAUGAAAACGCAAGGCAGCGAAGCCUAUAUGCUACUGUGCAGCAGUGACUGGGAAUGUAGGAAAGUAGCACAAUUUGAAUGUAAAAUGUAUUUUAAAGCGUAAUACCAAGCCGCCCGUGCAACCAACGUUGGUUGUACGCGAUGAGGGGGCAGAAGACAAACGAGAUCCAAGCGUGCCAGAUACAUUAAACGCAAUAUCGUCUUCAGUGAUGAAAAAUGCA
This is a messenger RNA of Anopheles gambiae (African malaria mosquito), 5260 nucleotides long. RefSeq names its product cell division cycle 7-related protein kinase (gene Cdc7). Gene Ontology annotation, cellular component: nucleus. The record is from RefSeq and is a predicted model, not a curated record. Gene Ontology annotation, molecular function: protein serine/threonine kinase activity; ATP binding. Lineage: Eukaryota; Metazoa; Arthropoda; Insecta; Diptera; Culicidae. Bases 59 to 1633 code for a protein of 524 amino acids. Gene Ontology annotation, biological process: protein phosphorylation; mitotic DNA damage checkpoint signaling. The transcript is spliced from 2 exons.